AACUAAAAUUCCCAUUAAUGCAGAUGCUAAAUGUACCAGCAAAAGUGACACGAGUUCGUAUGAAAAGUGAGAAGAAAAGGGUAGAUACUACUAAAUAGUAGAAGAUAAAUUAGGGCAUGAAAUCCUCUUAUCCAAUUAUUUUAUCAUUAUAACAACAGUAGUUGAAAAGGUGAUUGGGCAGGUAGAGUGAUUGAACAGAGAAGGGGAAGAACCAAUGAUAAUUUCUGCACAGAAAAGAUAUCAAUUCCAAGACAUAACCUGAAUUCUUCCCCAAUCUUCCCCCUUUCAACGUAACCCAACCCUCACUCACUCCUUCAGCUUCAUAUUGUGCAAAAGAUUUCUCCUUUCCCUUCAUUUCAGAUACCAUUUUGCUCACUUCUUGCAAUGGCAUCAACCCCAACUCACCCACCACACUUCUCUUCCAUACCCCCAAAACCCUCCAACAACAACCAACGCCAUCACCACAACAACAGUAACCAUAUUAGGAACCAGCACCGCCGCAACAACAAGAACCGUUGCUCUUCCACUAGGUUCUACUAUUCCUCAAACCCCUCACCUGCAUCACCAACUCCUGCAGGUGCAGGUGCAGGUGUUCCCUCUGCUGCUGCAGCUGCCACUGCUCCUGCUGCAUUUUCAUCUUCCCUCAGCUCGUUUCUUGGUGGCAGCGGCGGCCGGAGAACCCGGCUUGCCCCUGAGUUUUCCGGUCGCCGUUCCACCAGGCACUUGGGGAAGAUGAACUCCGGUGGCCCGCGGGCUGUUCCGAACAACCAUGUGCAUUCCAAGGAGGCAGAGGAGGCCCUGCAUUGCCUCACUAGUGCUGGUAAUGAUGAUGCUGCUAUAGAAAAUGUGUUGCUUAGUUAUGAACAUAGGCUUAAUGGUGUUGAGGACUAUGUUUAUUUGAUUCGGGAGUUUGCCAAUACUGAUGACUAUUUGCUAGCUUCUAGGACUUAUGAUUUUGCCUUGAGUAGAGUGAGUGGGAAUGGUGAUAAGGGGAAGUUGACUAGCAACAUGAUUCGUACUCUUGGUAGGUUAAGGAAGAUUGAGCUUGCCUUGGAUCUGUUUGAAUUGUCUAGGAAUCAAGGGUAUGGAAACACUGUUUAUACCUUUUCCGCCAUGAUUAGUGCCCUUGGCUGGAAUAAGAGAUUUCUUGAUGCUGUGAGGUUGUUCAGAAGCAUGGAAGGCAUUGGCUUGAAGCCCAAUUCGGUUACCUAUAAUGCUAUUAUUGAUGGAGGUGGAAAGGGUGGAGUGGACUUUGACACGGUUGUCAAGUUUUUUGAAGAGAUGGUAGCCUCUGGCUGUGUGCCGGAUCGGUUUACUUACAAUUCACUUCUCAAAACUUGUGUCCCAAGGGGUAGGUGGCAACUGUGUCAGAAGUUGAUGGAUGAAAUGGAUAGGAAAGGGAUUGAGCAUGAUGUGUAUACUUACAAUACAUAUGUGGAUGCACUGUGUAAAGCUGGACAAAUGGAUUUUGCUAAGAAAAUUAUGGAUGAGGAUAUGCCUGGUAAGAACAUUUGGCCCAAUGUAGUGACUUAUUGUACUUUGAUGGAUGGCUAUUCUAAGGCUAACCGCUUAGAGGAUGCCCUAAAUGUACAUGAUGAAAUGAGGCGUUUGUUGAUUAGGUUGGACAGGGUGUCUUACAAUACACUGGUUGGAGUUUAUGCAAAGCUUGGUUGGUUUGAGGAGGCAGUGAGUACAUGCAGAGAGAUGAAGAAUUGUGGAAUAAAACAUGAUGUUGUAACUUAUAAUGCACUUAUUGGAGGAUACGGUAGACAUGGGAAGUAUACUGAGGUUAGGAGAACCUUUGAUGAGAUGAAAGCCAGACAGAUUUAUCCUAAUGAAGUAACUUAUUCAACAAUGAUUAAUGUGUACACUAAAGAUAGAAUGUAUGCUGAGGCGAUGGAUGUUUAUAGAGAGUUUAAGCAGAGAGGCUUGGCUGUAGAUGUGGUAUUUUAUAGUGCUCUCAUUGAUGCUCUGUGCAAAAAUGGUUUAAUUGAAUCAUCUAUGAGGUUGCUUGAUGGAAUGACAAAGAAAGGAAUUAAGCCCAAUGUUGUCACUUACAACUCCAUUAUUGAUGCCUUCCGAGUUUGGCAGGUGUCAGCUUUGGAAUGUGGGGUUGAUACUACUUUUCAAGGAAAUGAACUUCAAAUUGAACCUUCAUCCUCUAGGCUUAUUGCAGGUACUUUUGGGAAUCAGAAUACUGAUGAUGAAAUCAUGAGGAUGUUUGAGCAACUUGCAGCUGAAAAAGCAGGUGACACAGAGAAGGGUAAGAGGAGCAAACAAGGCAAUUUCUGCAUAUUGCGGCUAUUUCGAAAAAUGCAUGACAUGGAAAUCAAACCAAAUGUUGUCACAUUUUCAGCCAUUUUAAAUGCUUGCAGCCAUUUUGAUUCUUUUCUAGAUGCUUCAAAGCUAUUAGAUGAGCUACGCCCGUUUGAUCAACAGGUGUAUGGCGUAGCUCAUGGACUACUUAUGGGUUAUGGUUACAAGGAAGAGGUAUGGUCUCAGGCUAAAGCUCUGUUUGAUGAAAUCAAGCAGAUGGAUUCUUCAACAGCAUCUGCAUUUUUUAAUGCUCUGACUGACAUGCUUUGGCACUUUGGUCAGAAACUGGGGGCUAAGCUGGUUGUACUUGAAGGGAGAAACCGACAUGUGUGGAAAGAUGGUUGGUCUGCUUCAUGCUUGGAUCUGCAUCUGAUGUCCUGUGGAGCAGCCUGUGCAAUGGUGCAUGCAUGGCUGCUGCACAUGCGUACCACAGCUUUUAAAGGCACUGACCCACCUGAAAUAUUGAGCAUUUUAACUGGAUGGGGCAAACAUAGCAAAGUGGUUGGUGAUGGCUCUUUAAGAAAGGCUGUUGAGGCACUCUUGAAUGGCAUGGGUGCACCCUUUCGGAUUGCUGAGUGUAAUUUAGGGAGGUUUAUAUCACAAGGACCUGUAGUAGCUGCCUGGUUGAGACAACCAAGCACAUCCUAUGCACUUGAUCUGCAUGAUCACAUAGUUAAUUCUGAACCUGUUGACCGUAUGUUUAGUUUGCCAUCUCUGUACUUGUAGUAUUUACAGAAUCAUGGUGCUUUCUUAGUAAAAAGUCCUUGCUUUCAAUGUCUAGCCUUUCUUCAUAAUGCUUUACUGGAGGGAUUGAUCUAGAAAACAAGUGUAAUAGGGGAAAAAUUGAAUGCAUAAACUACUUUCCUCAAUUGAAUGCAUACAUAAUUCUGUUGGCAGUUGUCUCGUAUAUGAAUAUGAAACCCAUGCUUAUACAAUAGGUUAUCUUGUUAUCCUAUUCCAAUAUCAAAGUUAUAAAUCAUUGAAUAUUAAUGAU
Messenger RNA from Abrus precatorius (Indian licorice), 3310 nucleotides. Its product is annotated as pentatricopeptide repeat-containing protein At2g31400, chloroplastic. Bases 385 to 3042 code for a protein of 885 amino acids. The transcript has 4 exons. NCBI's taxonomy places the organism in Eukaryota, Viridiplantae, Streptophyta, Magnoliopsida, Fabales, Fabaceae. The record is from RefSeq and is a predicted model, not a curated record. Gene Ontology annotation, molecular function: protein binding.